Messenger RNA from Osmia bicornis bicornis, 2739 nucleotides. Its product is annotated as waprin-Phi1-like. NCBI's taxonomy places the organism in Eukaryota, Metazoa, Arthropoda, Insecta, Hymenoptera, Megachilidae. Gene Ontology annotation, molecular function: peptidase inhibitor activity. The transcript is spliced from 5 exons. The record is from RefSeq and is a predicted model, not a curated record. The coding region runs from base 2058 to 2570 and encodes 170 amino acids. Gene Ontology annotation, cellular component: extracellular region.
CCCUGUGACCACCAAUGGUAUCUGGACAUGAUCCAAAACUCUCUCCAGCGACGGACAAUCCAGAGUCAGAAAUCCUAAACACCCUGGGAACAAUUACGCGAAUAUCGAGCCAUCCACGUUGAACUCAGCACCCGUGCCCCCUCCAGGCAUGUGCAUUCCCACGAAUUACAUGAACGUGGUGCCAGCAUCCGUUACCUCGUUCCAGGAACCCGUUCAAGAACAGCAGACCGAGCAAAACCACUCACCGACUCGGAGUCACACUUCUGAAUCACCGAAAAGUCGUCCAAGGUGGAGACCCCCACUCGGCCCAGAACAAGGAAAGGUCAUUCAUGGUCCAGGGUCAACACAUGGACGACGUUACGAGGUAAAGAAACGAAGAAGAAUACGUGGAAACAGAUUCCGGAACGUUUUAGAAGGCAUAGAUGUACCGGAUUCUUGCAAAAUGGCCGGAAUAUAUGAAUGUGGAGGUGUCUCAAGAUCUCAGAGCUGGCGGUGUUAAAAAGACACCAGCACCUCCUGUACCACCACGAGCCUCCACAAAGAAGUAGAAGAAAAGCUGCAAAUACAAAUUUUUUUUUAAUCUUAGCUGGCUCGAUCGUUCAAAGAAAGUGCCCUCGACGACUGUUUUCCAUAUAAGUAGUAUUCAAGUGUCGUUUGAAGCAAUCAAACAGCGUAAAUAUUCUUCAUAAUCGUAGUAUUAGUAGCAUAUUUAAAUGUACAUCAUUCGUGUCGCUUAAAGAAACAUGAAUAUCGUAGUCCUCUCUUUUUACUUGAAUACUCGAUGAGAAGUGACUUAAUCUGUAGAGAAUUGUUUUGUUAUGUUAAUACGCGGAUACUUGUGUUAGUACUAGAGUACACUUCCACUCCUUAUUGUAUUUUAAAAUUGCCUCGAAUGCAAAAAUAAGAAGGUUCAAGGAUUCUUGAUUUUUUAUUUAAAAUUUUUAUUGUUUUUAAUUCAGACAUUGUUCCCAUUUUAUAUCGUCUUGCUACAAAAAAAUUUUAACUUAGAUCGUUUCAACUGAUACGCAUUCGAGGCUCUUUAAUUACGCCACUAAGUUGUAUAUUAAUUAAAUAAUGCUCGAAUCUCGAGCUAAUGAAAAAUACAAUGCUAGCGAGCGCCAAAUCAAAGUUUCAUCGUUUGGCAAAAUGCCAACGCAACAAAAAAAUGUACAUAGUAUUGUCUACUCUGAUUUUUAUAAUUAUUGUAAUCCAUUAAUCGCAUUCUUAAUCCAAUUUAAUGAUACUAUUAUUAUUAAUGAAAAAAAAAAAGAUUUCUUUCAUCGACGUCGAAGAGAGUGUGAAACGAAAGCUGGCGUCGCAUGAUCAUUUUAUUCUAUAUUCUAUAAUUGUUUAUUAAUAUAAACAAUAUUUUGUACAGGCGUCAAAUUGUUUCUAUAAGGACGUGUGAGAAGUACCAAGGAUGCAUUUAUCAUUUCAAUUGUAACGCGUUACUCUAGCCGUUUUACAUUAUAAUCCUCCUUUUUUUACCUACUUUUUAUAUUUAUGUCUACAGUAAUAAACGUGAAGGUAAAAUACGACAGUCGUUCGAAUUCGAAUCCCGGCUGGGAUUAUUUUGAAAACUUGGAAACCACGAAAAACCCGUCGUCCUCGAAAAUCGUCACUUAGUUUUAAUUGUUACUAAAUAAUAAUUAAUAUUCGUGCGCAAAUUGAUACAGGUAUCGGUUUAUACGGAUUCUUGUUAGAUAUUUAUAGAGACGGAAAGAUAUCUGCGACUGACGUGAGUUCUACUGAAAAUUGAAGGAUCAUUUUACAAAACAAUGACACCAUAUGAUUCGAAGCAUUUUUAGCACAGCAAACGAUGCAUCGUUAAACGAAAUGUGAUGUCACGUUCAUUUGCGUAGAAGCAGUUGCAUUUUUGAAUAAAACAUAGGAUCGGGUAUUCAUCGCCAGUACUGAAUUACCUGUUACAGUGUCCGCAUCGGUGAUAGGAAAAUCCAGUCACUCAUCCUGGAAAACUUUCGAUUUCUGACUAAUACGUUCUUUCUCUCGCGAAGGACGACUGUUUCCAACAAGAAAGCUGUAUUAACAAUUGAAAAAUGAAGUUACUCCUAGCAAUCUUUGUAUUAACAUUAGCUUCAACUACAACUCUUGGUCAGUCUAGGUAUGAGCCAUUUGCUGAGAAACCAGGUUCCUGUCCACCAGCAUUGCCAGUGCAAAUUUGCAGUCGAUCUUGCUUCUCUGAUUCUCAUUGUUUAGGAAUUGGCAAGUGUUGUCCCACCAACUGUGGAGGCUUUGUUUGUUCCAAACCUGUAACUAUGAGACAACCAAUUUCAAAAGAGAAACCAGGCUCUUGCCCGGCAGUACCAAAAGGAAGAUGGGUAUGUUCACCAACCUGCAGUGUUGACAAUGAUUGCAGAGGAACAUUGAAAUGUUGCAAAAAUCGUUGUGGUGCUCUGGCUUGUCAAAAACCGGACAUUGAGAUAGUUGAAUCCUUGGAAAUUCCAGUUAUUCCAUUACCAGAAGAGUCUUUCAAUGUACCUAGAAAUCCUUACUUGAAUUAUCCUAGGGACCCAAGUUCUUAUCCUUAUUACUUUUACAACAAUAAUUAAUUAAAAUUAUCAUAAAAGAUAAGGAUUUCAUUAAUUUCUAUCACGUUCAAAUGUACUAUGUAUUUACCUGUGCCAUACUUUUGAUUCAUGUUAUGUGUUAGUGUAUAUAUUUACUAUAUAAUGUAAUACCAUACAACAUUUAAUAAUAAAUUAUCAAUUACAAAUUGAA